Molecule: messenger RNA, 665 nt
Organism: Leptopilina heterotoma
Lineage: Eukaryota; Metazoa; Arthropoda; Insecta; Hymenoptera; Figitidae
Gene: EloB
Product: elongin-B
Exons: 3
Coding region: 172-525 (117 amino acids)
Biological process (GO): transcription elongation by RNA polymerase II
Cellular component (GO): VCB complex; elongin complex
Molecular function (GO): protein binding
Source: RefSeq, a predicted model, not a curated record
AGAGAAACACCAACUUUGGAGUUUGGCUUUGGCCACUGCAGUUUUGUGUUGAAAGGAGUAAAGACAUAAACUUUAAGGGCAUUUACACAACAUUGCAGUGCACUUUAUUUGUUAAAAUUUAUUUAUUAAUAGUUGAAUUUAUCGAAUUUAUAUCUUAAUUAUAAACUCAAAAUGGAUGUAUUUCUAAUGAUUCGGCGAAAAAAGAUGACUAUAUUCACUGAUGCAAAGGAUAAUACGACUGUUCUUGAGCUUAAAAAAAUUAUAGAAGGUAUACUAAAAAUUCCGCCGGUGAAUCAACAGUUGUUUAAUAAAGAUAAUGUUGUGAUGGUCGAUAGUAAAUGUCUCUUUGAAUAUGGAUUAACACCAACAACAGCGAAAGCUCAAUGUCCAGCAUUGAUAGGUCUUGCAAUUCGUCAGGAUUCGGGAAAUUUCGAAAAUUUGGAAAUGACACCAUUUUCACUGCCACCUGAUCUUCCUGAUGUGAUGAAAUCACAAGAAACCAAUGGACAAGAGCAAUCUCCUUGAACUCAACACAAUUUUGUGAAACAAAAAAAAACAACAAAAUACCAGAAACAAUUAUUUCACAACAUCUCAUCAAAUUUUGAACGAAUUUCUUCUUGUGAAUCCGAUCAAAGUAAUAAUUGUGAAUACUAGACGAAUACGAA